Cetraspora pellucida is the source of this 404-nucleotide messenger RNA. The record is from the annotation of a GenBank genome assembly. NCBI's taxonomy places the organism in Eukaryota, Fungi, Glomeromycota, Glomeromycetes, Diversisporales, Gigasporaceae.
GUUCUAUUAGAGCUGGAAAAACUAAAUUAUUAAAUUUCUUAGCUAAAUAUUUACAAAAUAAUGGAAAAAAGGUUUUAAUUAGUGAAGAAAUGUCUUUAAUAUUGGAAAAGGAAUUAUCUAUUUACUAUAAAGUUUUAGAUGUGGAUCCAAAUGAUCAAUCAAUAGUUUUUUGGUUUCAAGAUUUGCUUAUUGAUGGAUAUAAAGAGUAUUAUGAAAAAUAUAUUUCUUUAAAAAGAAUUUUUGAACAUGAUCAUAAAUUGAGAGAUGAUGAAGAAUAUGAAUUUUCAAAAAAAGAUGUAAAUAAAAAAUAUUAUGAAUCAAUGUAUAAUUCUUACAAAACACAUAUGGAUAAAGUAUAUCCUUCAUGUUUUUUAUUUGAUAAUAAUGAAGAUUUAAGUGAUGAU